CCCCUUUUGUCUCCUUUCUGCUCUACAGGUCCUGUGAUGGAAAGCUCACUGUGGCUGAAAAUACACGGGAACUAAGGCUGUAGAAGCACGCACAAUGAGUACCAAAAGCCUCUGGAAUAGCAGAAUCUAGGAAAAAAAAUCCCCCUAACUGCCAAUGACGAUCAUGAACUAAAAAAAGAAACUGACAUGUUGAGUUUUUACUUGAGCAAUGAGGUACGCAGUUCAUUGACAUUAUUAGUACCUUGAGGGCUGAGUGCAGAAUUCUGACUGACGGGCAGACAUAGAAAGACAUCCCUAGAUGCACUUCUGUAGAUAGCACUGGUUUCCAAUGCUACUGAGCUUGUGAGCAACCGAGUAUACGAGGUGGUUUCAUUCGUACCAUGAAUUCUAGAGACAGCGUAGAGGUCAUGGAGACCCAGGAGAAGCUGACCGACAAGAAAGCCACUCCAGGAAAGGAGUUUGAGGGCGACGAGGACAAGAUCCCAGAGGCGUACAACUGCAACAUCUGCGGGCGCACCUUCCCUUUCCUCAGCUCGCUCUCGCAGCAUAUGAGACGCCACACGGGCGCGCGCCCUUACAAAUGCCCCUACUGCGACCACAGGGCCUCUCAGAAGGGCAACCUUAAAGUCCACAUCCGCAGCCACAAACUGGGCACGCUGUCUAGCCACCACUCUGAAGACGAGGAGGGCGGGGCGGAGGAGGAGGAGAUGAAAGUCUCUGAGGGUCUCGACGGAGGUACCAGUCCGACCAAGAGCAGCUCUGCCUGUAACAAGAUGAUCAACGGGGACACCGGCGAGGAAAACCGGAGGAAAAUGCCGGCGCGGAGCAUGAAACGGGAAAAGUCUGUCAGCAACAAGCGGCCGUACUGCUGCCGCCUGUGUGGGUAUGAGGCGCUGCGGGAAGACCAGCUCCUGAGCCACAUUGAGAAAGUCCACAUAACAGCCGACACAGAGGAGGAGACAGUUCCGGUUAAGGAAGAGGUCGUAUCUGAGCCCGAUGCCAUCCAACCACAAAGCGACGGGACAUUCCCCUGCGAGACCUGCGGCCAGGUGUUCAGCCAGGCCUGGUUUCUGAAGUCGCACAUGAAGAAACACGCUGGAAUCCUUGACCACUGCUGCCGGAUAUGCGGGAGACGGUUCCGCGAAGCUUGGUUUCUCAAGUCCCACAUGAAAACCCACAACUCCAGAUCCAGGUCUCGCUCCAAAGCAGAGUCAGCGGAGCCUCCCGCCACUAUAAACGACGUAGCCCAGGAUCCUGACGUUGUGACGGCUUCUGUCGCAUCUGUUUAUCAGAUGUGCUCCAAAUGUGGGAACCUUUUCCCCAGCAAAGAGAGCCUGAGAGCCCACGAUAAAGUUCACAGUCCUAACUGUGGAAGAAAAUCCCCAAUCCACUGCAGGUCCACGGAUGAUGAGGACUCACCAGCUGCUAAGAGACGUUUCCUCGAAUACUUUAGCCUGCAGCGCAUUGAGGGGAAGAUGCUGGAUGAACCGGAGGACACUGAGAAAAGGACUCUUGGUCAAAGAAUUCCAGAGCUAGAUCCAGUUUGUAGCUACCAGGCUUGGCAAUUAGCAACUAAAGGAAGGGUUGUGGAGCCAGUUGAGCCAAGUUACAAAGCGCUGUAUGGAGGAGGAAGCAUGGAGGAUGAAGCGCUUACGGACGCCACGGUGGUUUACGAGAAGGAGAACAGCCGUUAUGUCCUGCAAGGCCAGGAGAAACGCAGCUCAGGGAGACGCAGCAGCUCAGGGUUGGGAAGCCACACAUCUUCGGGAGACAGGUCGCCAGAGAGCCUCAGCGACUCUGAGUACCGGCCCUCGAGUCGACAGGACAGACGCCGACCGUCCCAGUCACAAGCUUCUUCCUCCAAGGGCAAGGAGUGCUUUGAGUGUGGCAAGAUGUUCCGCAGCCGCCAUCAGAUGGUCGUCCACCAGCGGGUCCACAGAAAGGACGGAGGCAGGGCUCCAGCGGGAGACAAGGAAAGAACCACAAGAGAUGAGCAGUGGGGCCCCACCAGUGAACCAGAGUCCGGUUCCCCUAGCAGGCCCAGCACCCCAGGUUAUGGAGACUCUCCACCUGCGUCGACGCUUGGAGACCAGGCUUCCGAGAUGGGAACCUCCAACUCUGGAGAGAUCGCAGAUGAAAAGCCAUACAUCUGUAGCCUGUGUGACUUUGUCACCACAGAGUCACAGGCCUAUAUCGCUCACGUUCGUGUCCAACAUCCGGCUGCCUCCAAAGACAGACCCAGCCCCGUUCCCAGUCCGAGCUCCAGCUUAGACAGAGACUCCCUCGGCGACUAUCCCAAACUCAAGAAAGCUUUUAAUCCAGGGCUGAAAGCCUCUUCUGAUGCUUACCUCUCUGCUCGUCCCUCUCCAUCUGAUCCCACCAUGAUCCCCAUGGAUUUAUGUGUGAGAGCCAAGGGAAUCAGGGACAUGGCCUCUAUAACGUUAGAUAGGAAGAACCUCCCAAGCCAUAAGUGCUCCUUCUGCUCUCACUCCACUCGCUACCCAGAGGUUCUCUGGAUGCAUCAGACUGUGGCUCACCGCAUCAACAGCAGCAGCUCCAACCUGGCUCCUAAGUGGGCUCUGAAAAACAACUCCAAGAGCUCCAGGGACAGCUCCGCGUCCUUAAAGAGACGCACCGGACCUCCACCUGUCCUGGAGGGGAGGGAAUGUCAGCCGCUGCCUCCGCUGAUGCGGAGCCAUCGCACGCGGCCUCCGACCUGCUCCGCCGAGGUUCCAAAAAAGAGCCGGCAAGCCAGUCUGGCAGCCACGCCAUCGUCAUCAUCUUCCACACCUUGCACGCCAUCCAUGCGAAGCUCUUCAUCUGCAUCAGGCAACCAGGCUGGGAGAGUCCCAGCACGGCCAGCCAGCAGUGCCAGCAGCAGCGCCGUCAAACACGCGGAGGACCAGACUCAGCGGGUCAGACCUAAGGUGGACAUCUACCCUCGCGUCGGCGCUCAGACGUCUUCCGGCUCCUUGGAGAAGAACGCCGGCAGCCGCUCUCGGCCCCCUGCUCCAGGCCUCAGCUUCUCUGCAGGGUCCAGGAUGGCCGACCGAUACAUGAUGCCUCAGGAGGGUCUGGGCUUCGUGCUGUCCAACAAACACAGCUUGGCGGAGUACAACCGAGCCCGGGGCUCGCCCAAUCGGCCGCUCCCCAAUUCUCAAAGCCACAGUCGUCCGAACCCUUCAAGGCCCGGCGCCAUCAACCACUGCUUGCCCACGACGUACAGCUACGCCGUCUCCCAGACACAAGGAGCUGUGGCUCAGACCUCCUCCUCCUCCUCCUCCUCUUCUUCAGCCCCUUCAGAGAGCCGUAGGGAGGUGAAGCAGGAGCCCAGUGCAGAGACACCAGAGAUGCCAACUGAGGUCCUAGGCUUCCUCAAGAACUACAGCCCGCACGAGCUGGCUGCUCUCUACCACCGCUGGGGUGCAGCCAACACUCUGAUGGACCCGACAGGGAUGCUGAGGUCUCUGAUGCGGCAGGGGCAGUACUUCUGCCACGAGUGCGGGAAGAGCUUCAGUCAGCCGAGCCACCUGCGCACACACAUGAGGUCCCACACAGGGGAAAGGCCAUUCUGCUGCCAGCUCUGCCCAUACCGAGCCUCUCAGAAAGGGAACCUAAAGACGCACGUCCAGAGCGUCCACCACAUGCCUUUUGAUAACAGCCAGUAUCCCGACGCCAGAAGCUUGCCCCUGAGCCAGGAAGAGCGGAAAGCAGCGGCUGCCAAACACAUACCAAACCCACAAUGACGCCGACGACAGAUUUUACUGUGAUUAACGGACUGGCCUUGGGAUAGAUUGACUCAUGGUUGUGGAGGAAUGAAGGUUCUUUUGUUUUGUUUUUUUCCUUAAUGUUUUUUUCUCCUUUUGUGAAGAGGCCUGCCAAGAAAUGUUACAUUACGACAAGAGAAGGUGAAUCAGAAAAGACGCACUAGUGAAGACUGUUUGUGAGGAAAUGAAGACUGAAAAAUCAAAGUGUCUUCUCAGCAAGAAAGCUGGACUCACCAAAUGUAAUCUUGUGCGUCCUUUUGGUCGUCGUUGACAUGAAAGCUUGCAUCAGUUUAAGGAGUCCUGAGUUUUGUCGGCGUCUGAAUUUAGCUUUUCCUUUGGCUUUUGUGUUUGAGGUGUAAACUUGCCAAGUGCAGCCUUAAAGAAAAAUGUCAAGCAUCUAUUAGGAAGGAAAAGUCAACGCGUUUGGAGCUGGUUUAAUCAGAAAUGGUGGAAGUGCUUGACUACCACUGUUGCCCCUUUAAUUAACGCUUUCAGUUUUUGGCUUUGUUGUACAAGACGAUGGACCAAUCCACGGGAGAAGAGGACGGCCCUUCAGUUCAUCCGGAUUCUAAUUCAGAGGAGGACAAAUUGCAACUCGCUUCUCACAACUUCAUAGCUCAGUUCAGAGCUGCGGUGGGAGCACCGCUCUGAGGAUGCAAAGAUGAUGACUUGAAAGAGAGGGAUGGGACAAGAAAGAAAGAGAGAACGCUAAUGGUGAUGUGUGCUUAAGUGCUCAUUAAAGAAAAAAAAAGAUGUGUUUUUAACAGCCAAUAUAAAUGAGCAUCCCAUUUUUAUGGUCAUUCAGUUAAUGUCCGUUUAAAAGGAAGAGUUUUCCUCCAUAACCUGUUCAUAAAAGAUUUCUGGCGCUAAAUUAGACAGAUGCUUUAAUAUAGGAGUGGCAGGAAGUUGUUGGCUCCAGAUUUUAUUACAACGUGUACACUUGGAAAAAAAAACUUGGUACUAGUGGAAGAAAUAUCUCCAACAAGAUAACGUUAGACUUUUCCACAAAAAAACUAAUAAAAUAAUGGCCAUAAGCUACUUUUGCUGAGUUCAAAACAAUGUUAUUUAUUUUUUUAAUCUGAUGAUUACUGCCCUGAUCAGUUUGACGAAACACAGUGUUGGUUAACAUCUUGGCUAGCAGUCCAUUCUGACCUAUCCUAAUGGGAAAGUGCUUCUGGGAACAAAGUAUGAGCCAAUGUCAACGUUAAUAGCUCUGGCUACAUAUGCUAACUAAUAAACAAGAGGAAGGAGACCGAUCUCCAGCUGUUUGUAAAGCCAUCAGUAAACUUGGUAUUCAGCAACGUUCAAGCAAUCAGUGGGUUAAUAUUGUUAGUUAACAGGUGGUCAGGUUUCAGUUUAACUUAUUCAUUACUUGGUGCAUCUCUAGUUAGAAGCCAGGAUUGAUAUAUAUUUUUAAAAGCCACAAUAAUAUGGUCAUCUUAUGCUGUGCUGCAGAACUAUAAAUUUAUAUUGCAGAGGGAGUUUUAAACAACACGUAAAAUUAUCAUUCAAACAUAAAUCAGCUGCACCUUUUCCCAUGUUAUUUUUAGCCGGGUCUCAUUUGUAAAAUAUUGGAAAACUUUUUUUUUUGUUAGGUAUGGAAAAACAUGAGAAAUGAGCACUUAUAAAAGCAUGCCAAUCCAUGACCAGGUACUGAAUAUUUGAACAGAAAGCCGAACAGACCUCUUCAAUGCUGUCAGUCCAGGUCUGUGAAUGAUGACACGUAGAUGUGCAUUCUGAGGGCACCGCUGAUAGGUCAGUGUAGAGAGCGGCCAGGGGUCAGGAGGUCACAUUUCCAGGGACUGUGGGGAUAAACACAACGCUUAUUUCCUUUGAGUCAUAGAGCUGUCACAGCCUUAACAAAGGUUGGUGUGAGAUUAGAUUUUUACCUUUCCAGACUUUUUUUUUUUUUUUUAACCUCUGUAUAGACGUUCUUUGUACUAUCCUACCUCCUUUGCAGUGAAAGCCUGUUAAGGUUUAUUGAAAUGAAACUGAACUAAUAGCUUUGCUUGCUUUUUCAUCCUUAAAAACAAAAAAAAAACCCCACAUGAUUCAGGCAUGGCUGGAUGAAAUGUUGACGACAAAACGAGGAAAAGUCAAAGCGAAAGCAGCUCCAGACUUUAAGGGCCGAUCCGUCAACCUCCUGGACUUAAUCUUCCAAACUGUAAAGCUUACGGAGGAGUGUUGUACUCUUUUUUUUUUUUUUUUUUUUUUUUUACAUGCUUGUAGGUCGUUUUUAGCAAUGCAUACAAUGCCAUGUGCUUGAAUUUGCCUAAUUUAUACACACGUGUGUGUGUGAGUGCGUGUGUGUGUGUAUUUGUGUGUGUGUGCGCGUGUGUAUGUGCGUGUGUGUGUAUUUGUGGAAGGUGUGGGUAGUUAAAAUACUUGAAAUGGAUCUUCUAGCCUUUGGGGUAGUAUAGUACUAAUACCAAUGUUGUACAGAAUUCCCUUUAUGAUUAACCCCUCAGAGUUUGUACUCCAAAGUGUGACUUAGAAAACUGUAAAGCAGGAAUGAGUGUGCGUAAAAAAACACAAAGUGUAUAUCUGUAACCCACUUUACCAAACCCUUUAUAAGCAGCAGUAGAAACCAAAUGGCAUUACUAGUGCACUUAGACUAAGUUAGCGCUUUAACCUGAUUCAUUUUGUUUCUCCUCUUCUAGCGAAGGUUUCUUUGAGAAUGUCUCUUUUUGUUGGUGCCGGCUUAUGAAUUCACCGUCAUUAUUGGUAGAGAUGCUUUUUUUUUUUUUUUUGGUUUUCUUAGAAUGAUUCCAAAUAUUCCAAUGAUUUAAAAAAAAAAAUAAGAAAAAAGAAAGAUUACUCAUGUGAGAGCAGUACAGCACAGCUUUUUUUAGUGCAUUCACUUGAUGAAAAGUUGGAUAAUGCUAGCUGUUGUCUGAAUUGUUAUUAUUUUAGAGCUUCUUUUCUCUAACUGUAGGAUCUGUUCAGUAGCUAGUCAAAGCAGACAUCCCAGAGAGACUGGCAGGUGUUUUUCUUUGUUGUUUUUUAUGCCUAUUAUACUGUAUUAUUUCUGUCUGUAUUGCUGUUUUUUUUUUUAUUUGUUUUGGUCUAGGAUUGAUUUACCCUAGAAAAAAUUAUUAUUCCAAAAGUACUUGGUUGAGAUCUGUAUUUAUUAUCACUUCUAAAAAAGGAUGAGUGGACAGCAGCAAGACAGGAGGAUUCAUUUUCAUUGGAUUUUUCCGGGUUGUUUUUUUUUUCUACUGUGUAGUUUUUUUUGUUUUGUUUUAUUUUUCAAGCCAGCAAGCCCUCUUGAAAGCUCUACCUCGUCUGAGCCAUUCUCAGUUCUGUUACACUUUUGUACAUCAUUUCAGAAAGACAUUUCAGAAAGAUGUUACGUCAUGUCUACAAUAAAAAUCAAUACACAAAAACGCA
This is a messenger RNA of Fundulus heteroclitus (mummichog), 7157 nucleotides long. Its product is annotated as zinc finger protein 516-like. The transcript has 4 exons. NCBI's taxonomy places the organism in Eukaryota, Metazoa, Chordata, Actinopteri, Cyprinodontiformes, Fundulidae. Gene Ontology annotation, cellular component: nucleus. Gene Ontology annotation, molecular function: RNA polymerase II cis-regulatory region sequence-specific DNA binding; DNA-binding transcription factor activity, RNA polymerase II-specific. The coding region runs from base 381 to 3746 and encodes 1121 amino acids. The record is from RefSeq and is a predicted model, not a curated record. Gene Ontology annotation, biological process: regulation of DNA-templated transcription.